Messenger RNA from Ictalurus furcatus (blue catfish), 3085 nucleotides. It is a transcript of the gene tbxtb, whose product is annotated as T-box transcription factor Tb. Gene Ontology annotation, cellular component: nucleus. Bases 531 to 1841 code for a protein of 436 amino acids. NCBI's taxonomy places the organism in Eukaryota, Metazoa, Chordata, Actinopteri, Siluriformes, Ictaluridae. Gene Ontology annotation, biological process: mesoderm formation; heart morphogenesis; cell fate specification. Gene Ontology annotation, molecular function: RNA polymerase II cis-regulatory region sequence-specific DNA binding; DNA-binding transcription factor activity, RNA polymerase II-specific. The transcript has 8 exons. The record is from RefSeq and is a predicted model, not a curated record.
UGUGUGUACAUUUUAUUUAUUAGAUGAUCGAAAUAAGUUCAAAUAAUUGAGAAAAUGUAUCAUUUAUCUGCCCUUUAUUUCUGGGAACAUGGAAUUAUUCGUCAAAGAAUAUAAACAACUUAAACACAAAAAAAUCGAGUUAAUAUGAAAAUCGUGUCUAAUUUCAAUUUCAUUUCUUUCUUUCUUUUUGUUGUGUUACUGAAUUCAGUCACUUUUGGUUAAGGUAAAAACCAUACAAAUAGACUAUAGAAAAUAGUAUCCCACCACCAAAACACCAAAAUAACACGCAUCCCACUGAGUCUUCCGUGUUUAACCAAUCAGACACACGUCGGCGCAUAUCAAAGGAUCAGGUUAGCCAAUCAGGUGCGAUCACAGCUGGGCUCGGACCACCGGAGCUAUUUAUGAGGACCCAAAGCCGCUCCAGUCUAACAGUAACCUUUAACUAACUUCUUCUGCAUGGGGCUGAGUUUCUGACGCACAACGCGUGCGCACAGCUUGGAGACAUCUAGACCGUUCUUGGAUAAAUAAACAUGGCUUCAAGUGGCAGUGAGUGCUCAGGAAAAGCCGUCCAGUACCGGGUGGACCAUCUGCUGAGCGCCGUGGAGAACGAGCUGCAGGCCGGGAGCGAGAAAGGAGACCCAACCGAGAGGGAGCUGAAAGUGAGCCUGGAUGAGGUCGAGCUGUGGCAGAAGUUUCGCGAGCUCACCAAUGAGAUGAUUGUAACCAAGAACGGCAGGCGCAUGUUCCCCGUGCUGAAAGUGAGUGUGUCUGGUCUGGACCCGAGCGCCAUGUACUCGUUCCUGCUGGACUUCUCGGCGGCGGACUCGCACCGCUGGAAGUAUGUGAACGGGGAGUGGGUGGCGGGAGGCAGACCCGAGCCGCGCACCUCCAGCUGUGUGUACAUGCACCCCGACUCCCCAAACUUCGGAGCGCACUGGAUGAAAGCUCCAGUGUCCUUCAGCAGAGUCAAACUCACCAACAAACUCAACGGGGGAGGACAGAUCAUGCUGAACUCCUUACACAAAUAUGAGCCGCGCAUCCACAUAGUACGCGUCGGAGGGCCACACAGAAUGAUAACCAGCCAUUCCUUCCCUGAAACCCAGUUCAUAGCAGUCACUGCAUACCAGAAUGAGGAAAUCACUGCACUCAAAAUCAAAUACAACCCCUUCGCCAAAGCUUUCCUCGAUGCCAAAGAAAGAAGUGAUCAUAAGGAAAUAAUGGAUGAAGUCAGUGAGAACCAACAGUCUGGCUAUACGCAAUUGAGUGGCUGGUUUCUGCCAGGAAGCGGAUCCCUCUGUCCUCCUGCGAACUCUCACCCUCAGUUUGGUGGCGCUCUGCCCCUGCCGUCCUCUCACAGUUGUGAACGUUACCCCACAUUGAGAAGUCAUCGCUCCUCACCUUACCCCAGCCCGUACCCUCACCGAACAACCUCCCCCACUGGUUAUUCCGAAAACACUUCAGCUUGUUUGUCUAUGCUGCCUGCCCAUGAGAACUGGCCCAGUCAACAGAUGUCCUCUCACUCCAGCAUGGUCCCAAUGGGCCAACACUCUCCCCCCAACUCCAACUCCAGUCAGUACACCAGUUUGUGGACUGUAGGAAAUGCUCCGCUGACUCCAGUGUCGCAGACAGGUGGAAUGUCGAGCAGCUUGGGUUCCCAGUACCUCCGUGGCUCUGCGAGUCAUUAUGCCAGCCUGUCUCACCCAGCUACGGUGCCCAAUCCUGGAUCUCCGCUCUAUGACUGUACACCUGCCACAGAGGUGCACAACGUAUCUCCUUACGACAACACCACCCACGUGCGGCUGGCCACGGCCUGGACACCCAUCACACCUCCUUCCUUAUAGACAGCAGAGCACGGUGCACUGAUUUACCAGUGAUAAUGUUGGUUUCUGAACUAGCACUCGAUCUAUGCAACAGCACAAAGAUAUGAAGCCUGGAUUCUUAUGUUCAACUGCAUUGAACUGAGCAAAGUUCAUUAUGCAGCGGGAAGGUCGGGGUGUUCGUAGGCCCUGUCUGGAGUUUAAAUAUUACUGCUGCUUCCGUCAGUGCCUUUAGAUUUGUUUAAAUAAUGAUUUGUGCAACGUUUUAAAAUGUUACAUGUGGGAUUAUUUAUAGUUUUCUAAUAGCAUGGCGAAUGUGUUCUGUACAGACAAUCAUUUGUACAAAGUGUAAAUUGAUUUAUUUUAACCUCAGGAUUUUGUUUUCAGCAUAAAUCAUUCUGAUAAUAUUUUUUAUUUGUGAAAUCAACUCAGUUGGAGCUGCACAAUUGCUACAGAGCUACUGAAUCUUAAUUAAAAAACAAAAUGAUUAACUGAUUGUGACUGAUUUCAAACACACUUCAAGUCUUAUAUCUCCAAUUAGAUGGUCUUUGAUACAUAAGCAUGUUUUUUUUUUUCUUUUUUCCCCAUGAGCUAUAUUGUACACUGACUUACCAACAGGACCGUAAAAUAGAAAUGAACAAAUCAUAAACUUCUACCACUGACGCAUGUGAAAAAGUGCUACUGGGAUAAGAUAAUGCAAAAACACAACAGUUAGGAUUUCUUUGGAAUGGGGGUUCGAAAAGUACUGAGAGAUGACAUUUAUGUGAAAGUAUAAUAUAAUAUAUCAGGUGAAUAAUAUUUACCAUUAGCUUUAAUUUGAUUAGCCAAUUAUGUUAGCUGCUGAGAUCAAUGCUAGUCUAACAUGGCAUUAGCAAAGAAAACAGGCUGACUUAGUUCAAUAUGGACAGUUAAUGUUAGCAAAUUAGUAAAACCUACCUCAACAUACUUUGAUUUAGUUUGUGUGUUUUAGGGAGACAACGGAUACUGAAACUGAGGCAUUGCCAGUGGUCUUCAUCCUCAAAUCCUACACUGCAGUUCGGUGGCUUAUCCCUUUUCAAAUGCAGAUGGCUCUGGUGCUCAUAUAUUGUCUAGCAUGAGAUCAUGACUGCAGGUGAUGAAUCGGCACAACCUUGAUUUGUAACGAGUAUGUUUGAGGUCUAAAUAAAAAUGUAAGGAGUAAAAAGUAUGUUUUGUCUUGAAAAUCUAAUUAACUGGAAGUUAACAAUACAUACAGUCAUGUUUUAAAAAAAAAAAAAAAAAAAAAAAAA